AUGCCAGCAAGAUGUUGUUGUAUAAUACCCCUAAGAGGUGGUAUCAUCAUUAGCGGUGUCAUCAUGCUUGUCGUAUCCGUCGCACUUCUCGGUGCCACUUUUACUCACAAAAAUCCCAUGAUUAUCCAUCUCUCACUUAUCCACGUUGUUCUUCCCUGGAUUUAUAUCGGUUUCUUAAUUGCUACUGCUGUUGUAGCGCUCUACACCAUUGCUUCGGGAGCUAUAGCAAAAUUGGGAAUGAUGAGAUUGAACAAAUUCUUGUUAUGGUUAUUGGUUUUCCUCUUGACCAUCUGGGAGGCUGUGUGUUUCAUCUUGGCACUAGUAAAUCGAUCCAAAGCGCUCACUGCUUGUGAAGAAGCAAACCCAUCGUCGUCAUCAUCAGUAUCCGCCGGUUCAGCAAACAACACUACGCUUUCUGUAGGCGAUUAUUCCACAACAUUUUUGGGCAUGGAAAUGGGCAACACUUAUGGUUUAGCAAACUGUGCGCAAGCAGUCCAAGCAGAUGUCAUUGGCAGUGCCAUCGUCUUGUUUGUGGGACAGUUGUUGAUGUUUUACGCUGCAACAGUCGUUGGAUCCUACACAGCCAAAUUGAGGGAACGUAAACUAGGUCAUCGUUUGCGUGAUCUUGAAUGGGAUGAUAAUUUAGACGAACUCGCUUCCAGUUAUCGCGCUGAUGCUCGAAAUGCACCAAAGUAUCCCAUGAAUGAUCUCAACAGUAAAAAGAAGAAGGGAUUUUUUAAAUUUGGCAGUAAAAAGUAA
Messenger RNA from Mucor velutinosus, 759 nucleotides. RefSeq lists its product as uncharacterized. Lineage: Eukaryota; Fungi; Mucoromycota; Mucoromycetes; Mucorales; Mucoraceae. The record is from RefSeq and is a predicted model, not a curated record. The coding region runs from base 1 to 759 and encodes 252 amino acids. The transcript has 5 exons.